AUGAGGAACCCAACCCUGGCGCAGACAUUUCGUGUUCUGGGUGAGCAAGGUAAAGCCGGAUUCUACUCUGGCAGGAUCGCUCGCGAAAUCAUCAACGUGACAAAGGACCUGGGCGGCGUGCUCACCGAAGAGGACCUGCAACACCAUAUGGAGAUGGGAAGUGAGAUGGCAGAGCCCAUAUCCGUCCAGUUCUACGGCCAAGGCCUCGGGGACGAUGGAGUAGAGUUGUGGGAGCAGCCUCCAAACGGUCAAGGGCUCGUCGCCUUGCUCGCUCUGGGUAUUAUCCAGGAAAUGGAAAAGCAGGGCAAGGUACCGGUAUUCCAGCCCCAAGACUUCAACUCGGCACCAUACCUGCACGCCAUCAUUGAGGCGCUGCGAUUGGCCUUUGCGGAUGGAAGCUGGUACAUUACAGACCCGGCGACGGCCAAGAUUCCAGUCCAGGAGCUGCUGUCACCAGAGUAUCUCGCACAACGGGCUACGCUGUUUGAUCCCACGAAAGCCAUCCGCCACAAGGACCACGGAACCCCCUUCUCCUCUCCGGCACUGCAGAGCAGCGAUACGGUGUACUUUGCCGUGUCGGAUUCGGACGGCAACGCAGCAUCGUUCAUCAACUCCAACUACGACGGCUUCGGAAGCGGCAUCGUUCCCAAAGGCUGUGGCUUUACCUUGCAAAACAGAGGAUGCAAUUUUUCCCUCGACUCAUUCCAUCCAAACAAACUCGAACCACGGAAAAGGCCUUACCAUACCAUCAUACCCGGCAUGACAACAAAUUUGAGCGACGGGUCCUUGCACUCGGCCUUUGGCGUCAUGGGCGGAUUUAUGCAGCCACAAGGCCACGUCCAGGUCCUUUUGGGGCUCGUUGUCGGCAAACUUGGCCUCCAGGAAGCGCUUGACGCACCCAGGGUUUGUAUUGCCUCUCGUAUGAUGGAGGAGGGUGUUGAGGACUGGACCGUCAGUGUGGAAGAGGGCAUGUCCGAGGAAACCAUCGCUGGGCUCAGGCAGCUUGGCCACCAAGUGGAGAUUCUCAGAGGCUGGGACAGGUCCAUGUUCGGGCGCGGGCAAAUCAUCCGAUACAGUCAGGAUCCAGUAGAGGGGAUUCCGAUUUGGUCAGGAGCGAGCGACCCGAGAGGUGACGGGGCUGCGUACGCCGCAAUCUGA
Messenger RNA from Purpureocillium lilacinum, 1158 nucleotides. RefSeq lists its product as uncharacterized. The record is from RefSeq and is a predicted model, not a curated record. NCBI's taxonomy places the organism in Eukaryota, Fungi, Ascomycota, Sordariomycetes, Hypocreales, Ophiocordycipitaceae.